This is a messenger RNA of Blastomyces gilchristii SLH14081, 5001 nucleotides long. RefSeq lists its product as uncharacterized. The coding region runs from base 585 to 2852 and encodes 755 amino acids. NCBI's taxonomy places the organism in Eukaryota, Fungi, Ascomycota, Eurotiomycetes, Onygenales, Ajellomycetaceae. Gene Ontology annotation, biological process: DNA-templated transcription; regulation of DNA-templated transcription. The transcript has 7 exons. Gene Ontology annotation, molecular function: transcription cis-regulatory region binding; DNA-binding transcription factor activity, RNA polymerase II-specific; zinc ion binding. Gene Ontology annotation, cellular component: nucleus. The record is from RefSeq and is a predicted model, not a curated record.
CCGGUUUUAUGGAUGCAAUGCUGGGGUUGUAUGUCUAUGAGGCUACCUACUGGUAUAGCGUAUUGUUUGUUUCGCAGCAGGUGGCGAUUCAAUCCAUAUAGCCUAGUCCAUAGUUAACUGCUGCCGAAAGAACUGGACGUCCUAUUUCAGUCAGCAGCUGUCAUGGAAGUAUUUCACUGGGCGGUAGACUAGAAUAGAAUAAUUUCAGCCGACUGAGUUUCCCCCUUGUCAGCGCAGCAAGGGGCUGGGAAUGAACAACAACCCCCGAGACGCCGCUAUAGUUCGGAGGGAAUAUGAUGCUUCGACGUAAUCUAAAGUUAGAUUGUUCACAUAAAUAUCCCCUGAGCAUAGAAGCUUAAAAAGACGGAUGGUCAUUCAAUUCUUACCUCAGCCGUUUCGCCUGAUGUCCCGCUAACUAACAAUGGCCGGUUUGAAACCGAAGCCUAUCUGCCGCAGCUCUACUUCCACAGCCACCAGGAUCUUCUCCCGGGACCUUCCAACGGCAACGACAUUGUUACCGCACAGGAGAAAUGCAUGAAUCGACCUUUUAAUCGCCUAUCACUUUGUUUGGUUUAUUCCUAGAAAUGCCGCCUGGUGCAGCAAACCCAUCCAUGGUGGCGUGCACACCAUGCCGCGCCGUCAAGAUGAAAUGUACUCGGGAGUUGAACUCGACCAUUUGUUCUCGGUGCAAGCGCAAGUCUCUGACUUGUUUUUUUGAAGCACAUCGACGUGGUCGUAAGGCGGGCACAAAGUUACGUCCAAAGGCGGAACGCAUGCAGGCCAGAGGCUACAUUGAACCAACGUACCGCACCCUCGCUACUCCAUCAACCGAUAGAGAUGUGCCGGCGACCGUAGAACGACCUGAAGGCUCGGAGCCAUCUUUGGCAUCUGAGAACCUUGCGCCAUAUGGCUGCCUCCGGAAGUCUGCUACAGCUGGGAAAUUUUCCAUCGCAAACGUACUGAAUGCGGAAGACGAAUCUCCUACGUACCAUUCUUCAAAACGCAGAACAGCAAGUUUCGCAUCAGGAGAUAGCUACAGGCAUGAUAUGAAUGACCCCAUAAACCUCAACCUUGUCGAUCUGCUGACGGCCCAAGAUUUGUUUGAUGGCUUCUUCAAUUACAUGAAUCCUUUCAUCUUCCAAUUUGAUCCAAGGCUACACACGCUGAAAUACAUACGAACACGCUCGUCUUUUUUGUUUUCUGCCCUCCUUUCUGCUGCAGCAAAGAUUUUCAGGCCAUCUUUAUACGAUAAACUUCAUGAGCAUGUAGAAAGAAUCCUUAAAGAAAUCCUGAGCACGGGACAAAUAUCUACAGAAAUUGUUCAAGGAAUCUGUCUUUUGACCUACUGGAAAGAACCAAGUGACUCACGCGCAUGGCUCUUGGUGGGUUAUGCAAUACGAGCAGCAAUAGAGAUGGGUUGGCACAAGUUUAAACCAUCAUGCCCAGACAGCUCUGCAAGCUCUAUGCGGGAAUCAAGGGAAUCGGAGCUUGAAAUGCGGGAACUGCGAAGUAAAGAACGAAGUUGGCUUAUGCUAUUCGUAUAUGACCGAAGUGUGAGCCUACAACUGGGAAAGCCAUGGAUGAUCCAAAUGGAUCCCUUGAUUCGCAGCGCGGAACAUUGGCACCAACAUGUCUAUGCGGUACCUGGCUGUGAUCAAAUCAUGUCCGCCUUUGUGCAGCUCCGCAUUCUUGGAUCUGAGAUUUUGGAACUCUUCUGGAUCGAUCCAGUUGCCACAACGGCACAAUCGAUAAUCAAGAUCGAAGUGAUCUUGAAACUAUUCAAUGGCGACUUAGACAGGUGGGAGGCUAAGUGGUACCAGAUUGUAGAGGAAGUCAGCACCAAUGUUGCUCAUCGCUUUAUCGUCCGGUUCUACGGAACCCAUCUUCGACUCCUUCUACAUUCCUUUAGACUCCAGCUCUCGAUUCUGAGUGGGAAUAUUUCCAAACAAGCACUCUGGGUUUGCUAUACUAGUGCUCUGGACAUGCUUCGUUUGGUCGUUGACCGACUCGGGGUAACGUCCCAUUCGUGCUUCUGUCAAGACUCUGUUCAUGUAAUGGUUGCGUACGCUGCUGUGGUCAUGAGCAAAAUCCUUCUCUCUUUGCCGGGAGAACUCCCGAGCGAAUCUGAAAGCUUGAUCCUCGACCUCAUCAGCGAAACAGGCAAGAAUUUCAGCACACAAGGCCAAGCUACAAACACUAGCUCCUACCACCAAAGUAGAUUCCUCUCAAACGUUGUCGCGCAGUACCGGAAGACGAAAGAAGAAUCAUGCUCCCCUGCAAACAGAUGGCUUAGACAGCAACAUCGGCUGCUCGAGCAAAACGGGAAACAAAUGCAUCAUCUUCCCCAUUUACCUCCUCUUCAGCAGCAAGGACGAUAUACACCAUCCCAGAGAUUUAAUUCUCCGCACCAGUCGGUCCCGUCAAUGUCCCCACCAACAGCUUCCAGAAAUGUGCAGGGAUACCAGCAGAGUCCGCUUCCCCUUCCACAACAGCCACCACAGCAACACCAGCAAUUGCAUCAGAAUCCCUUCAACGAAAACGAUACACAACAGCUCGAACAAGCUCAACCGCCGGACCCGCGCCAACUCCCUCAACCACUCCCACAGAUGCCACAGGGUCCAGGCCCGCAGUUGAACGGCUACAUUAAUACCAGACCUCCAAAUAGCAACAUAUUCAAAACCUCCACACAGAACAGCCUCGAAACCUUCAUGGCGAUGGAUGGCCAGAGCACCGCUACACCGCUCUUCACGGAUAACGUCGUCUGGGAGGAUCUGUUUGCGCAUGCUGGGUUUAACAUUAGUAGUGGAGCAUUUGUGCCGAAAUUAGCGGACGAGGCAGGCAUGGGCGCUUGAGUUUCCUAUCGGGAGAUUGAAAGCUUGUAUUUAGGAGGCGUUAGGGUAUAUAAGUUGGCGUACUUGGUGACUAAUGAUGGUACGGACGUUAUCCAGAAUAACACCUGUGGCAGAGUGCCUAUCUCCAUACGGCAUAUGCGGCGGGAAGAGGAAUAUUGUAAUAUGGGCCAGCGAGGAGUGCUUAUUCGAUGAUCCUUCAUAAAAUUUUCGGCUGGAUAGUUGAUAAAUGGCUUUAAAGCCCCUUCCCCUCUUUUCAAAAAAUAUCGAAGAGACCUUGGCGAAUCUGGUAGAGUCCAGUUGACUAUGGAGAAGGAUCCGGAUACUUAAUGUACUUUAUCACGAUUAUCAUCACAUUGUAACCAAAACAGUUUACUUUACUUUAGUCACGAUCAUACACAAUGCACCCGUCCGCAUUGAUCCAGAAAUCAGGCCCAUUCCCAAUCCCUCGCGUCAUCCCAUCCUUCAUUCCAAACACAUACCCUUUCCUCAGACGCUCACACUCCUCAAAAUGCCUACAAAUAUCCCCCAUAUAAAACGCCGCAUUAUCGACCCUCGGGCCGGUUGUAUUCCUAGCAUCAGCACCAUGAUCAUCACCAUCCCAUAUUAAUGUGUCCCCAUGGCCCUCCUCUUCCAUGCCCUCGUCCUGCUCAUACCGAUACUCAUACUCUUUCUGAAGCGUGCAUGGGCUACAAUAAAUCCCGGACUCCGCCAUCUGCCUCUGCGCAUCCCAAUACGGGAAAUCUGUUGCACCCAUCCCCAUCCACCGUGACCUUGCCAUUUCAUAAAUCUCCAUCAGGCGCGGAAUAUUAAUACUAGACUCCGUCCGCCCCUGAUCCUGACUCAGACCUUGACCUUGACCCCGCCCCCGCCCCUGGCCCUGGCCCUGGCCCUGGCCCCGCCCCAGCCGCGGGGCCUUUAGAGAAGCUAUACUCCCCCGAAACCGCUCACGAGUCCCCAGCCAUUUCACCGUAGCCUUUUCCGCUUCCGCAAUACUAACAAGACCAGUAGGUUCGUCAAUGAUAUCAAAAUGCAACCGAUCCCUCCCAUACGCCCCGGGAAAGACAUGCACAGUCGGCAACUGCUUAAGUAGCGACACCAGCGCCUCCAGCUCGACAGGCGACAAGUUUCCGGGAAACUGGUCCGCCAGGAAACCGAUGUGCGCCACCUGGAAGUGUGCCCGCGUCCACAGACACCGGUCGCAGCAGCGAGUUAGGGUGGGUAAGAAAACUAGCGGGCCGAAAGCGCCGCAGGCGCGGCAGUGUGGGUGGCGGAAUUCGGUGUAGAGCUGGUGGAGGGGGAAGUGGGACGCGAGCUGGACUUUGUGGAGAAUGCGAAGGGUAUGUGGGGCAUGUUGUUUUAGGAGGCUAUAUGGGUGCAGCGAGUCAAUUAGCGUUCUAUACAGGGUGUUUACGAGCCGGAGGGUGAGGAGGGAGUUUAGGUCCAGGUAGAGCAGGAUGGUGGUGGUGAGUUCUGGGGGCAGUCGAGUGACCAGGUUUCCACCGCCUGCGCGCGGACACUUGCUGUCGAAAGUAGGGAUAGAGGGGUUUGGAGGGGGAAUGGCUGCGAGAUCAUGCUGUGUGUAUAGUUCAAGCUUGAACCGAGCUGGCCGCAGUCGACGGUGUCCAAUUCCAGGGGCCAUGCUGUCUCUUCUUGUGCUGAAAGUAGUCGCAUGAGAGAGAGGAGACGACCGUUCUCAUAUGGCAGCUCUUAAGCUGUUUAAGCUACAACCCCGCUUCGUAUUUGGGCUGUGUCCCUGAUCACCAGGUAGCUACGUAUGGCACCGUUCUUUGUAGUAUUAUCGCCUUAGCUGUUUGGAUCGCGGUCAUCGUUCAGGUGCUGUUGAUAAGCAUCCUUGGCCUGCUUGCUUGGGUUUUUCACCAAGGAUACAGCCCCUGUCUAUCUAUACUAACAAACGCUAGAAACUGCAGCGUCCGGAUAGGGAAUAAUUGUAAAUAAAUUAACUCUGCAUAUUAGAACGAUUGAAUAGAUAAGAACAUAGAUAAAAGCGAGCACCCAAAUAGCAAUAAAUAGACAAAUAUAACAUCAUGCCGAAUUGCAGUUUUGGUGGAAAUACUUUGGCAAAUCAUAUAGGAAUAAACAGCGGAUAUCUUUUCGCCUCGAUGAAAAUAAUGGAUGACUUCUUUCCAUC